Diospyros lotus (date-plum) is the source of this 825-nucleotide messenger RNA. RefSeq names its product non-specific lipid transfer protein GPI-anchored 14-like. The coding region runs from base 80 to 700 and encodes 206 amino acids. NCBI's taxonomy places the organism in Eukaryota, Viridiplantae, Streptophyta, Magnoliopsida, Ericales, Ebenaceae. The transcript has 3 exons. The record is from RefSeq and is a predicted model, not a curated record.
AGGGAAGCGAUGGAUGGAGCAGCAAAAGCUAGCCAGCUAGCUACUAUAGUGUUAGUGUUUGUGUUUGAGGUCGAGGUUGAUGUUGAGGUGGAUGGCUGUAAUGAUAAUAUUAAUAGCAAUAAUACUGGCCAUGGCGGCAAAGGCAGAGGCAGACAUAGCCAAUGACAGGGAAGAGUGCGCGAACCAGCUGGUGGGGCUGGCGACGUGCCUUCCGUUCGUGGGCGGGGAGGCGAGGGCGCCAACGUCCGACUGCUGCAGUGGCCUCCGCCAGGUGCUGCAGAAGAGCAAGAAGUGCCUGUGCGUACUGGUGAAGGACCGGAACGAUCCCAGCAUCGGCUUAAAGAUCAACGCCACGCUUGCCCUCUCCCUUCCUGCUAUUUGCCAAUCCCCUGCCAAUGUCUCCCAGUGCCCCGAGCUCUUGCACUUACCCCCAAACUCUCCGGAUGCCAAGACUUUCCAGGAUUUUGCCAACGGUGCCAAAGGAAUUAUUAGCAAUACUACGUCCCCACCUGCCAGCGGGAGUUCGGAUGGUUCAAGAGCUGCUUCGAUAAAGAGUGAAGCUGCUGCACAAACAUACAAUACAAGCAGCACCAGGAGCUUCCUUUUUCAUCUUCUCUCCGCACUCCUCACUUCUUCUUUGCUGCUUGCUUUUGGUUGCUUUCCUCCCCAGUCUGCUCUCGUGCCUUUUCCUUUCAACUAAUAAUUAAGACUCUUUAAUUUUAUGUAAAAUGACCACUAUUUUGCAUCUUCUUCUUCUUCUUUCUUCGAUCAAUGUAUUGUUGUUAUUACUAUACUAUUAAUAAAACACAUAUGUAGUGCAUAAGA